Messenger RNA from Plasmodium inui San Antonio 1, 4119 nucleotides. RefSeq names its product DNA-directed RNA polymerase, mitochondrial. Gene Ontology annotation, molecular function: DNA-directed RNA polymerase activity; DNA binding. NCBI's taxonomy places the organism in Eukaryota, Apicomplexa, Aconoidasida, Haemosporida, Plasmodiidae. The transcript has a single exon. Gene Ontology annotation, cellular component: mitochondrial DNA-directed RNA polymerase complex. Gene Ontology annotation, biological process: mitochondrial transcription. Bases 1 to 4119 code for a protein of 1372 amino acids. The record is from RefSeq and is a predicted model, not a curated record.
AUGAAAUUGAAGGCACUCGCGUCACACCUUAUCCCCCGCUUCGCACCGUUAAGUAGAAAGAACACCUCCCGCUACGUAAGAAGCGCAAAUCCAAGGACAUCGCACUCUUGGCAAACCAGGGCAUUUAUAUCCUCAAAGGUACUCAUAUCGAGGGAGGAGGAGGCCCCUGCUUCGAUCAAGCCGAUUAGCGGUAAUGGGGAAGAUAUAACUUUGGGAGAUGAUUCUACACAGUUUGGGGGGGGACACUCACCCCAAGGGGAUCCGCAAAGUAAGCAGACACCCUGUGAGGAUACACUCUGUGAGAAUACACCCCCCUUACGGCCCGAUGUGGGGACGAAGAACCUCGACGAGCAGGUCCUGAAAGAGCUGCACAGCUUAAUAAGGUCAAUCCAGAAAUUGGACAAAAAGAAGAAGCAGCAAAUUGUCAGCUACAUAAACACGUUAAAUAAAAAAUAUUUACAAAAUAUAGAAGGAGAUGUGGUGACCUUUUUUGAAAACCUCGACCAAUACAUGGCGGCGAAUGGUCUCCUAAUGUGCGACCUUGGGGGGGAAGAAGUUCUGAGUCAUAUCCAGGGGGUGCAUAUGAAUAUUGUCGACGACUGCAUCAAAGGGUCAGGCAGCGACGUGAACAGCCUCUUCGACGUUAACUUUAUCAGAAAGGCGAAAGAGAAGUUGUACGGGGAACACAUAUACCCCAUCGUCCAGGGCGCAAGCGAACGGCAUAUCGCUGGGAUGAACGAACCGGCAAAUACACCGCCUGACCAACAGCCUAACUAUUCGACGGAGGGGAGGGACCCCCCCGAGGAGGAAGACAUUGUGAACGUGCGCAGGCAAAUGCUCAUAGAGCGGUCCUCCUACCAGAAGGCAAUCGAGGAAGCGGAAGAGUUCGUUUCGAAUCUCCACGAUUUGAAGAAGAUAACGGAAAUCCGGGGGCUGUGCAAAAUAUACUUGAGUUGGGUGAACGAGCUGGAACGCAGGAUUGCCAACUACAGGGAGAGGCAGCGGCGGAGAGGCGGCGCAAGUUGUAGCGCUGAAGGGAGUACUUCUGGAAGCAGCACCACUGCUGGGAGCACUACCACCGCAGGCACCACCACCGCAAGCAGCACCACCGCUGGGACCACCCCGCUGAGCGAUACUGGCAGGGGGGGGCUACCCGAACUGAUAGAAGACAAACUACUAGCCAUCAUCACCGUGAAGUGGACCAUUCAGUAUACCUUCAACCCACAGAAGAAGAAAUAUGCCAACAGCAUCAUCACACAAUCGAAGAACUUCGAGCAGGGCUACUCAUACCAGUCUCUCUUCACACACAUCGCUAUAAAGAUCGGCCAAGAAAUCAACAACGAGUUGAACUUUCAGCAGCUCGAGAAGAGCAACCUUCUGUACCGUUACGUCAAGAGGAACAAAGCCAACGCGUCCUUCUCGCAUUUUCAGAAAUACAGAAUACUCUGCGACAUAAGGAAAAAGCUGCAGGGUGGGCGCCAAAAGGAGGAGGAAGCCCCCGCAGGAGUAGUGGCAGGGGUCUCUCCAACAACAACUGCAGAGUUGGCGGCAGAAUCGACUGCAGAAUCGACCGAGGUUCACCCCCGCGAUGACUUCGACCUGGUCCAGUGGAACUCGCAGAAGAAGGCCGCAGUCGGCGGGCUCCUCCUGAAGAUGCUCAUGGACAGCGCAAAGAUGGACGUCGAUCUGAGCGUCGCCAAGGAGGAACACCGGAAUGAAUACAGGUACUACCUCCUCCUGCACAAGAUGGCAAAGGGUAACGGGGAGAAGCUGCACGCGGAUUGCAAAUACGAGAAAGAGCUCAACUACGAGAAGUACUAUGAGGAGGAGUCUAACUCGCUGGAGUUUCUGGUCCUGGAGAGGGGAAAGGGACGGGGCGCUGAGGAGGCGGCGGAGAGGGGGAAGCGUAGGGGAAAGAAGAGGGGAAAGGAGAAGGGGAAGCAAAGGGGUGGCGAGGAUGGUGAUAACACGGAUGAGGCGGCGAACACCGCAAACACGGUUAACACGGCUCACGCGGCUAACACGGUUAACCCCCCUAACAUCGCUAACCCCCCUAACACCGCCAACCCCGCCAGUAGGCGCGAAAACAACUUCUGCAAACGGCAGAAGGAGAAGCUGAAGAACAAGCAGGUAGUGCUGUACCGAUCGAGAAGAGACCCAAACAAGAUAGAGCUCCCAGUAUUUAUCCACUCGUACAUGUGGAAGAAUGGAAGCUGGUACGGAGUCAUACACAUGCGGGAGUGUUGCGCGAAUUAUCUUCUAAACAAUGCGAUAAACUCGCACAUCCCGCUGAACCACCUGCCGAUGAUAAGCAAGCCUAAGAAAUGGACUCACUCCGAAGGAGGAAUGAUACUUCUGAAAAAUAAUUUCAUCCGAUGUAAUGUGAAGCCGCUUUUCAACAUAGACGUGUGUAACUUGGAGCGAAUCAGAAGUAUAGUCUCCCAAAUAGGAAAUGUCCGGUGGAAAAUAAAUGGAGAGAUUUUACACCUCAUUGAAUAUGCAUAUAUGAAUGGAAUUACAAUUGGAAACAUCCCGCGAAGUCAGAAUUAUGACCUUCCAAGUGGCCCCUCCGACAUGACAAAGAGGGAUGUAGAGGACGUAAAGAAGUACUAUCUCUUAAGAGAAGAAAUCAGCAGACUGAAUAAAUGCCUGAUAAGUGAGCGUCCUACUUUUCUACAAAAAUUGGCGGUAGCAAAGACCUUGAAAAAUUGUGAGGUGAUUUAUUUCCCUCAUAAUAUUGACUUCCGGGGGAGGAUGUACCCCCUCUCUCCACACCUCCACCACAUGAGUGACGACAUCUGUCGCAGUCUGAUUACCUUCCAUGAUAGAGAAGAAAUUGGUCCCAGGGGAUUGUUCUGGCUUAAAAUACACCUCGCCAAUAACUUUGGGAAGGACAAACUUAACUUCGAGCAGCGGAUUAGAUGGGUUGAUGCCAAUUUGGAAAAUAUCAAACGGCUUAGUGAAAAUCCUUUUCAACAUGUGGAAUUUUGGAACACAGCAGAGAAACCAUGGCAAGCUCUCUCCGUCUCGAUAGACCUCACCAGAGCGAUGGAAUGUCCUGAUCCGUCCAAAUAUCGGAGUAACAUCCCUGUGCAGCAGGAUGGCACUUGCAAUGGCCUUCAGCAUUAUGCCGCCCUGGGGAGGGACUACGACGGGGGGAAGGCGGUCAACAUCAUUCCAUCCGAUGAGCCGCAGGAUAUUUACACCGUCGUGUUAGAAAUUGUGAGGAGUAAAAUUAGGGCCGACCUGGACGGAACGGCUGCGUCCCCCACGGGAAGUAGUGGUAGUGGCGGCAGUGGUAGUGGCGGCAGUGGUAGUGGCGGCAGUGGUAGUGGCGGCAGUGGUAGUGGCAAUUCUAGCUCCCUCUCCCGAGGAGACCUCGCCAGACACUGCUUCCAAUUCGACCUCCUGAAGAGAAAAGUCGUCAAACAAACCAUCAUGACCAUCUGCUACGGAGUCACCUCAGUAGGAGCCAAAGAUCAAGUGAAGGGGAAGAUACAAAACAUGAUUAGCAAAGUGCUCGACAGGAAUGCCAUCAACCAGGUGUCGCAGUAUAUCGCCAAUUACAUCUUCGAAUCGAUUAGCGAAAUUUUUAAGAGAGCAAUGGUAAUAAAGAGAUGGUUCAAUAAUCUAUCCAAAGUGACGAAUGAGCUGAACAUCCCGGUCACGUGGUUAUCCCCCAUAGGUCUUCCAUGCGAACAACCCUACCGAUUAGGACAACGAAUUUUAGUCAACACUCCUCUGCAGUCAGUCAGUGUCAUCUCGUAUCAGAAUAGCUUGCUUUAUAAAAACAAACAGAGACUUGGUUUCCCUCCAAACUUUGUCCAUUCGCUGGACGCUUCUCACCUUAUGAUGACAGCUGAGAAGAUGAUCCUGGAGAAGAAUCUCAGCUUUGCCGCUGUGCAUGACUCCUACUGGGCUCACGCAUGCAAUGUGGACCUAAUGAACACAUUUAUUCGAGAUUCUUUUGUCACGCUGUACGAUGAACCCAUAUUACAGAACCUUUACCAGAGCUACCAGAUGCGCUUGGGGAAGCACGCCUCCAGGAUCCCCGCGCCCCCGGAACAGGGCCAUCUCGACGUAUCCCUCGUUCGCCACAGUCGCUACUUUUUUAGUUGA